Molecule: messenger RNA, 4340 nt
Organism: Tilletiopsis washingtonensis
Lineage: Eukaryota; Fungi; Basidiomycota; Exobasidiomycetes; Entylomatales
Product: P-loop containing nucleoside triphosphate hydrolase protein
Exons: 2
Coding region: 127-4320 (1397 amino acids)
Biological process (GO): maturation of SSU-rRNA from tricistronic rRNA transcript (SSU-rRNA, 5.8S rRNA, LSU-rRNA)
Cellular component (GO): nucleolus; intracellular anatomical structure
Molecular function (GO): RNA binding
Source: RefSeq, a predicted model, not a curated record
CGCCGAGCUUCCACCACCGCCUCUACCGCAUCACUACCACCCGCUCGCCAUCGCCGCCUUCACUCUUGUCCGCGUCCACUCCCGCACAUCUGCCGCCCCGCAUCUCCUCGUCUAGAUUUUGCUGGCAUGGCGCCGCAGCGCGAGCGCUACAACGCCGCCGCGCGCCGCUCGACCGUCGGCGGGCGCACGCACAAGGGCAAGCGGCCGCACUCCGAGACGACGCUGGACCCGAAUGCGCCGCUCAUCGACGAUGAGGCCGCUGCGCGCCAGCGCGAAGAGAUGGCCGCGCGAAGGGCGGCGCUCGGAGCGCCGGCUGGCAUGAGCGCCAAGAAGCGCAAGCGCCUCGACGCCUUCAUCGCGCGCGGGCUGCAAAAGGAGCGCAAGGGCGAGCUGCUGCGCAAGCUCGAGAGCAGCUCGGCAGAGGUGGGCGACCGCGCGGCGCUGCUGUCGGCCGCGACGCUCGGCACGGGCCGCGCGCUCAGCGGCAAGCAGCGCCUCGAGGGCCUCGAGCGCAAGGCGGACCGCAAGCGGCGGCACCGCGAGGCGAGCACCGAAGACGAGCGCGACGCAGACCUCGACGACAUGGCCGAGGGCAGCGUGAAUCGGCCUGAGGGCGAGCAGCUCGAGGAUCCGGCCCGGCGCGCGCGCAUCCAGGUCGUCGCCGCCCGCUUCGCUGCGCCGCAGGCAGAGGAGGCACCGCCUGCCGCCGCUGCUGCCGCGGUGGACGAGGCUCCUGUUGCUGGCCCUUCAGUGGCGGCUUCUGCAGCGCUCGGAUCUGCGCUAGCGGCGCCACCGCCGCCGAUGCGCAAGCGGGCCCGGCGGCGGCGCAAGACACCCACGCCCUCGCCGUCCGAGAGCAGCUUCGACAGCAGCGAGAGCUCUGGGGGCGAGGAGGACGUCGCCGACGAUGUGCUGGAGGCCGCGAUGAAGGCGCGGGGCAUCCAGUGGCCGGGCGCAGACGAAGAUGCCGGCGAUGCUGGCUCGGACGAGUUCUCGGACGAGGAGGGGUCUGAGGCUGGUGGCGGCUCUGCGGCGGGCGAGACGGACGAGGAGGAAGACGCCAUCUUCCGCGAGGCGAUGCGCCGGCGCGGCAUGUGGGUCCCAGAGAUGGAUGCCGCGGCAGACGCCGAGAGCAGCGGCGCGUCUGCGACCGAAGAGGAAGAGAGCCCAGGCAGCCCCGCAUGGCUCGGCUUUGCGAGCGAGGACGAGGCUGGCGGGGCGGACGACGCUCGCGAGGCAUCAGACGCAGAGUCAUCGUCCUCGUCCUCUGCGUCGGGAUCCUCCUCAUCCCGGCCACUGCGCCCAAAAGCAGCGCGCAAGCACAACACCGAGCGCGCAUCGGGCUUCAAGGACUGGGCACGCGCCGAGAUGGGCCUCGCACCUGGGACACCUACCUCGGCUGAUGCCGCAGACGGCCCCUACGUCGGCCCGACGCCGGUGCAGGGCCUCGUGCAGCGCGUCGGCGACCUCGGCCCGCAGGACGGCGUCGCCCGCGGCCCGCUCGGCGGCGCCAUCGCUCCGCUGUCGCCGUUUGCCACGCGCUACUUCGAGGAGUCGCGGGAGGGCGGCUCGGCCAAUGCCGUCGCCGUCACGCGCGACCCGGCGAUCCAAGAGUCGCGGCUGCAGCUGCCCGUCAUGCGCGAGGAGGACCUCAUCACACGCACGAUCCUCGAGAACCCCGUGACGGUGCUGUGCGGUGAGACGGGCUCAGGCAAGACGACGCAGGUGCCGCAGUUCCUCUACGAGGCGGGCUUCGGCAGCCCCGGCAGCAGCAAUCCCGGCAUGAUCGGCGUGACACAGCCGCGGCGAGUCGCCGCCCUGUCCAUGGCCGCACGCGUCGGCGCCGAGCUGGCACUGCCCGCGUCGCGCGUGUCGCACCAGAUCCGCUACGACGCAACCGUGUCGCCGUCGACGAGCAUCAAGUUCAUGACCGACGGCGUGCUGCUGCGCGAGCUGGCGAGCGACUUUCUGCUCAGCCGCUACAGCGUCGUGCUCGUCGACGAGGCGCACGAGCGCAGCACCAACACCGACGUGCUCAUCGGCGUGCUGUCGCGCGUCGUGCCGCUGCGCGCGCAGCGCUGGAUCGACGGCGAGCAGGGCGCGCGGCCGCUGCGCCUCGUCAUCAUGAGCGCCACGCUGCGCGUGUCCGACUUUGCCGAGAACACGACGCUCUUCCCGCAGCCGCCGCCGAUUAUCAACGUCGAAGCACGGCAGCACCCGGUGACGGUGCACUUUGCGCGCCGCACGAAGCACGAUUACGUCGACGAGGCAACGAAGAAGGCCAUCAAGAUCCACGCGCGCCUGCCGGCCGGUGGCAUUCUCAUCUUCCUCACCGGCCAGCAGGAGAUCGCGACGAUGUGCAAGCGGCUCGAGGCACGCUUCGGCCGCCGCGCCAUCGAGGAGCGCAAGCGCGCACGCACGCACCUGCGCACCGCCGCGCACGCCGACGACGGGCGCGAGGACCUCAUCGAGUUUGGCGCGCGCGACGGAGACGUCGAGGCGGAAGAGAUGGACCUCGGCCAGCAGGACGCCGGACCCGACACGCUGGCGCUCGAUGUCGAUGGCGACGCCGCAGAUGCGCCCGACGACCCCGACGCCCUCGACUCGGACGACGACGCCGCGCCGGCGGACCACGAUGCAGACCUGCCCGAGCACCUCAAGGACGACUCCGACGUGCCGCUGCACAUCCUGCCCCUCUACUCGCUCCUGCCGAGCGAGCGGCAGAUGCGCGUCUUUGCCGCGCCGCCAGAGGGCACGCGGCUGUGCGUCGUCGCGACCAACGUCGCCGAGACGUCGCUCACCAUCCCCGGCAUCACGUACGUCGUCGACUGCGGCCGCUCCAAGGAGCGCAGCUACGACGCGGCGACGGGCGUGCAGAGCUUCGACGUGCGCUGGAUCAGCAAGGCGAGUGCGUCGCAGCGCUCUGGCCGCGCGGGCCGCACAGGCCCGGGCCACUGCUACCGCCUGUACUCGAGCGCCAUCUUCGAGGACACGCUGCCGCAGUUUGCAGUGCCCGAGAUCCUGCGCACGCCCGUCGAGGGCCUCGUGCUGCAGAUGCACGCAAUGCACCUCGACUCGGUGGCCAACUUUCCCUUCCCCACGCCGCCGGACCGCGCGGCGCUGCGGCGCGCCGAGCGCACGCUCGUCCGUCUGGGCGCGCUCGAGAUGGCCGACACGGCGCGCAAGACGCAAGCCGCGCGCGCCACCGAGCUCGGCCAGGCGAUGAGCCUCUUUCCGCUCUCGCCGCGCUUCGCCAAGCUGCUUGUGCAGGGCCAGCAGCACGGCUGCCUGCCGUACGUGAUUGCGCUCGUGUCCGCGCUGAGCGUUGGCGACCCUUUCGUGCGCGAACAGGCACUGUCGGGCGCAGCGGACGACGAAGACACCCUGCCGCCCGAGGCCUCUGGCCUGCGCAGCGAAGCGCUCCGCCAGCAAGAGGCCAACAAGGAACGCCGCAAGCGCUACUUCACUGCGAUGAGCGCCUUCAGUGCGCUUGGCGGCGGCAGCAGCGACACAUUCCGCCUGCUCGCGGCCGUUGGCGCGUACGAGUACGAGCAGGGCGGCACGUCGUUCUGCGAGCGCAACUUCCUGCGGCCCAAGGCGAUGCAGGAGAUCCACAAGCUGCGUGCGCAGCUUGGCGCCAUCGUCAAGUCGCGCGCGGCGCCGGGCACGGACCUGCGCUGCCUCGAGGACCCCCAGCUGCCGCCGCCGAGCGAGACGCAGCUCAAGGUGCUGCGCCAGCUGCUGGCCUCGGCGUACGUCGACCAAGUCGCCGUGCGCGCGGACCUGGUGCCCGAGGCGGCGGCGAUGCUGGGCUCUCUUGCCGACGAGUCGACCGAGGCCGGCCGGCAGUACUCGCUGCAGGUGCGGCGCGGUGCAAAGCUCGCGUCGACGCGCGGCGUGGCGUACCUCGUCCGCUCGGCGCCCGGACAGGCGUGCUUCGUGCACCCCAGCUCGGCGCUCUUCCACGGACCGCCGCCGCCGUGGCUCAUCUUCGACGAGCUCUACCGCGGCUCGGCGGGCGCUGCGGCCGGCAAGGUGUGGCUGCGCACCGUCACGCGCAUCAACCCCGCGUGGCUGCAGAGCCUGGCGCGCCCGCUGUGCAGCUUCGCAAAGCCCGCUGAGCCGUCCGGCGGCACUGCUGCGCUGCUCGCCGCCGCCAAGACGGACCAGACGCAGCGCGACAUCGUCCUCGUGCCGAGCUACGGCACCGGGCCGGCGGCAGAGCCCGAGGAGCGCAACGCGGGGCCCGGCUGGGAGCUGCCGCCGACCAAGGCGACGCAGACUCUCGUCAACGGGCGCUGGGUGACGAACCUUCCAUAGCAAUGCAGCGCUAGUCUUCG